AUGUUUCAGUCAUCGAAACCCUACUCGGCGGUGACAGUGCAGAUAGAAGUCCUGACAAGCGAACAAUAUGAAGUGGAAGACUCCAGCGGUAUCGUCGACCUGGUGGAGGUCGUUCGCAUCCAAGCCAGCGGUCCCACGGAAGCCAGUCGGGCACUGCGCAAGAAGCUGAAAUAUGGAAAUCUCCACCGACAGCUGCGGGCGCUGACCAUCCUCGAUUUUCUCAUCCAAAAUGCCGGUGAACGUUUCCUUCGGGAAUUCGCCGACGAGCCCCUCCUGGAACGCCUUCGCAUCGCGGGAACAGACCCAGUCUCCGACCCCUUGGUCAAACAAAAAUGCAAAGUGCUCUUCGGUCAGUGGGCCGUGACAUACAAGGAUACACCGGGGAUGUCCAAGGUCACCGCGCUCUACAAGCAGCUACCGAAGCGGAAACAGCCCGCCACGCAGGCCAAAGCCAAGGUUCUUCGCGAAGGCGCUAACAACCCUAAAGAGGCACCAAUGGGCCACACCGUCUCCGUCUCUGCGGGUAAUGGACCGUCGACGACGCUCAGCAGCCCGAAGCAGAAGAAAUCGAAGGACAAGAAAGAGAAGAAGCUGUCGAUUGUCAGCAGAAGCUUCAACCUUGAGCGUGAACGGCCGGAGAUUCUACAGACACUAGCUUCGGCAUCCGUUGCAAGUACUAACCUGCUCAAUGCGCUUAAGCUGGUAAACCGCGAGACGACCCGUGUAAGCGAGGAUGCUGAAUGCAUUAGUCGAUUCAAUAUCUGCAAGAAGCUCCGACACCAAAUCUUGCGGUAUAUCCAGCACAUCGAGAGCGAGGAGUUCCUGGGUGGUCUGAUCCAUGCCAAUGAAGAACUGGUCACGGCAUUAAUGGCCUUUGAGGUGUUGGAUAAGAGUGUCGAUUAUGACAGUGACAGUGACGACGAUGUUCUCUCUGGUAACUGGAGGUCGAGAGCGGAAAUCGAGGAGGAGAUGGGACAAGGCUUUAACGGACUUAGCAUCAAUCCACCCAAGCCCCCACGGCCAAAUCUCCCUCUCGCCUCGUCUUCUCAGCACACCCGACAGAUAUUCGACAGUGAGAGUGAUGAGUCUUCGUCUGAGGAGGAAGACGACGAAGACAAUCCAUUUGGAAACCACAAUGCCAUCAAGACACCUGGUAUUGAGAAGAGUGGUUACGCAUGGUAA
This is a messenger RNA of Penicillium argentinense, 1182 nucleotides long. Its product is annotated as LSB5 family protein. Lineage: Eukaryota; Fungi; Ascomycota; Eurotiomycetes; Eurotiales; Aspergillaceae. The transcript is spliced from 3 exons. The record is from RefSeq and is a predicted model, not a curated record. Gene Ontology annotation, biological process: endocytosis; actin cortical patch localization; actin filament organization. The coding region runs from base 1 to 1182 and encodes 393 amino acids. Gene Ontology annotation, cellular component: actin cortical patch. Gene Ontology annotation, molecular function: ubiquitin binding; phosphatidylinositol binding.